AUGACUUCCUCACUUGCAGAUAAGAUCUUAUGUAAAGAUAAGCACAUGCAGGUAGCAGAAGUGUUGGGCAUUGCCGACGCCGUGGCAACAUGUUUCCAGAACACGACUUACUAUCCAUCUGCACAACAAGCGGCCACGAGGGCUCUCAUCCUCCUUGACUAUGCACAGACACGGUUCAUCCAUCGAAGCGACGGCGACCCCACAUUUGAAGAUGGUGACAACGGAUACCGCGUCGUUUUUUUCAGACAUCUUGACUGGGUCCACCAGUAUGGCACUCUCGACAACCCUCUCGCAUGCCUGUCCCCCUUGACGACCUACCUCCAACUCAUCCUCCGCUCGACACCCAUGGAACAGUGGACUGCCCCUUCUCCCCUCUCGCCGCUCGGCUUGGCCUGUCACUGGGCACGCGAAAGCCCCAAACUCAGCUCUCGGACCCUCGAUGUCGUCUUACUCGUCACUAUCGGGCGCUAUGUCGGUCGCGUGGUCGUUGAUUCCAAGCAACGGACCGUGAGGAAAGCACAGGAUGCUGCUCGUGCCCGGGCCCGCAGUGUCAGCUACACACUCUUCUGGGCCGCAGUCCAGAUUGCCCGCCAGCAUUUGCUGCCCGAGACAACAACAACAGAACAGCAGUCACCCGCCGCGGACACAAUCCUGCACACGGCGAAACUAUUGUGGGCGGCCGGUGAGGAGUAUGGCCGGCUGCUUAGUCAGCCAGACCUCGAUGAGGCAUAUGUUGGAGACAUCAUGCGUAUAUGGACCACCGCUAUCGUUGCAAAGGCGGCGCCCCUUGUCCCACCGAACCUCUUGAAGGCUAUUCCCGGCCUUUCCGAGGACUUGCACGAUCUCGGAGAUGAUGAUUCAUCUUGGACGAGCAGUCGCGUCACCGCGAGGGUAAGAUUGUACUAA
Mycena indigotica is the source of this 906-nucleotide messenger RNA. RefSeq lists its product as uncharacterized. The record is from RefSeq and is a predicted model, not a curated record. The transcript is spliced from 2 exons. Bases 1 to 906 code for a protein of 301 amino acids. Lineage: Eukaryota; Fungi; Basidiomycota; Agaricomycetes; Agaricales; Mycenaceae.